Molecule: messenger RNA, 1506 nt
Organism: Aspergillus costaricaensis CBS 115574
Lineage: Eukaryota; Fungi; Ascomycota; Eurotiomycetes; Eurotiales; Aspergillaceae
Gene: dot1
Product: histone methyltransferase DOT1
Exons: 1
Coding region: 1-1506 (501 amino acids)
Biological process (GO): DNA repair; regulation of transcription regulatory region DNA binding; subtelomeric heterochromatin formation
Cellular component (GO): nucleosome; nucleus
Molecular function (GO): histone H3K79 methyltransferase activity; histone binding
Source: RefSeq, a predicted model, not a curated record
AUGGGAUUUUUCGACCACCUCCAGAAAGGAGGCGCCUUUUCUUUACAACCGAAGAAGCCUCAGAUCCGAAAGGUUGUUCAGACGCGAACCGCCCCUGCCUCGCGAUCCACCUCCCAGACCCCAGGUCCCUCCUCCUCUCGAACCCCUCCUGCUCAGCUCAAAGCGCAACAAUCAGCAAGCAGAUCCGUCUCCAGGGACCGUGACCCUCCCUCUGCGAAAAGGCGAUAUGGCACACCAGCGCAGAGUCGGAAGCGCCAAACUCCGGAGUUACGACUUUCGAGCGAUGACGACGCGAGCGACACGGACUCUUCGUUCGAGGUGCGCAAACGGGCUAGGACAGGCGACAGCGCAGAGCCAGACCCGGCUAGGCGCGUACGAUCUUUAAAGGCUUUUUCCGAAGAUAGCAUUCGGUCCCUUCCCAUGAUACAUGCUGCCGACAUUACGUCGCGCCAGAAGUCCGGCAACUUUAAGCCUGCGUUUGGCGCAGCCAAGCCGCUACCGGAGCUACUCCUGCAGUAUCCCAGUACUUCCUCCCCGGAGAGAUACGACCUUGUGGUCCCUCGAGACCACGACGAUUUCAAGCCCAUUGAUGAUAUCGUUCAAGUCCUCGACAUCGUGUCACAGAAUUAUAUCCCCGACGAAGAGGCAGACGAAUUCAACAAUGAAUCGACUGGAAUAAAACGCAGACUACGACGCGCCCUUGCCCAUUCAUCAGAAGCGGAUUUUCGGAGUGUCGUGACGGAGUACAAUAGUGCGAUUGUGCGGUUAAGACGUGAUGGCAGUAUCGCGAAGAAACUGGAUUCAACGAGCCGCUUAAAUUUACCUCACGUGGAAAGGAUCCUGAAUCAGAUUUACUCGCGCACCGUGUCACCUCGGGUCGAGUCUCUUCGCCAGUACGAGAACGGAACGGACAACGUGUACGGAGAACUUCUUCCGCGCUUCAUCAGCACGAUAUUCAAGGAGACUGGGCUAAAGUCCGGUCAGGUUUUCGUCGACCUGGGCUCAGGUGUCGGUAACGUUGUCCUCCAGGCGGCGCUUGAGAUUGGAUGUGAGAGUUGGGGCUGUGAAAUGAUGAACAAUGCAGCCCACCUGGCGGAGCUGCAGCAGGCCGAGUUUAGGUCUCGAUGUCGGCUAUGGGGCAUCGCGCCCGGGAAGACGCACCUCGUUAAGGGUGAUUUUCUAAAGGAGCAGAGCAUUAUCGACGUUCUGAAACGCGCUGAUGUUAUCUUGAUCAACAAUCAGGCGUUCACCCCCCAAUUGAAUAACGAGCUAAUUAACCACUUCUUGGAUAUGAAGGAGGGGUGUCAAAUCGUAUCCCUUAAAUCCUUUGUGCCCGCGGGACACAAGAUCCAAUCUCGCAAUCUCAAUUCGCCCAUCAAUCUACUGAAGGUCAAGCAGAGGAACUACUGGUCGAACAGUGUGAGCUGGACCGACGUCGGCGGUACCUACUUCAUCGCGACCAAGGACAGCUCCCGUCUGAAGGCUUUUGUAGAUAGCAUGCAAUGA